Messenger RNA from Strongylus vulgaris, 347 nucleotides. The record is from the annotation of a GenBank genome assembly. Lineage: Eukaryota; Metazoa; Nematoda; Chromadorea; Rhabditida; Strongylidae.
AUGCCAAAAAGUCGUAUUGGUCGCAUCGUCCGCUCGCCUUUCAUGAAGUUCCUGUACUACUCAAUAUCAUUCGGCUGUUUCCUUCUGUUGUUGACGUUGGCAACAUUUGAGAGCUAUCGUAGCGAAAAAGGAGAACGAAAAGGUGGUGGGACGACUCGUGCAUCCGAUCGUGGCCCUCCUCCAACGUUCAUUGAGGUUCUCGUUGUAGCAUGGGUGCUUGGAAUGUUAUGGUCAGAGAUAAAGCAGCUCUGGGAAGAAGGUUUCACCAAAUAUGUUCAUCAAUGGUGGAAUUGGUUGGAUUUUAUCAUGAUCUGCUUGUAUCUGUGUACGAUAUCUGUAAGGUGAGA